GAGAAAAAGGGAUUCCGCCAACUUACCCCAACCGCCAACUAGCCCCGGGCCAUAACAGUUUUUGCAACCGGCCGAGACGGUUGUGCCUCCAGGUGGAAGGUUUUGUUCUCGAGAGAGUGACGUAGUGCGAGACGCUGUAUGCGUUUUUGUGGGAGAGAGAGAGACCAGUUUGUUAAGUGUGAGUCGACAGUUGAUACGUCGGAGGCGUGGUCAACGGCAUCCUCGGUGUUUUGACAGCAAACCGCGGGUAGACGAAUUUGCCUACCGCGGUGGCAGAAAUCGACAGUGAUCGUGCCUGUACACACAGAAAAAAUAUAUUGUAUUGGUGUCGUCGGGCAAUUCUAAUCGACGAGAGGGGAAGCGUCACAGGUAGACCCAUUUGCUCUAUUCGUCUACCGCAGAAGUGGUACGACGAAUAAGGAAAACAAGUGGCACCGAAAAGUGCCGCAUCGACAGUGGGAUUUUCGCAGCAAGCCACAGGUAGCCACAUUUGAUUACCGCGGCGGUGGAAACGGAGAGAGCGCGCUUGUGGUGGUGAUACCGACGAGCAGCUUAACCGAAGAGAGUUUUGAAGUGUUGCAGGUAGGCCUAUUUCUCUACUGAAGAAGCAACGCGACGAAGAAGGACAGCAAGUGUCACAUUGUCAAACAACGGGCACCGAGUUUACAACGUAACACAUGAGGUGUGUUCUACAGGUAUAACAGGAAAUGAAGAAAAUCUCUUUCCGCCCACCAUGGAGGAACCGGGAGCAGAUACGGAGGGAAUUCAGUACGACCGACUAAAAUACUCUGAUCCGGAAGCCCUGAUGCGCCACCUCUACUACACUUGUAUGGGUAACAGCUCCAGUAGCGGGGCGGUCGUGAAACAAGCCACAAUCAAUAGCCCUAACCGCAGCCAACAACAGCAGCUGUUCUGUCCGCGGCGUUUCGAUGGAUGGACCUGUUGGGAUCCCCAGCCGGCUGGGUCGGUAGCUGAAAGCUACUGUCCCAACUUUAUCGUGGGCUUCGAUGUCAACCGAUUAGCAUACCGUGUAUGUCACAGCAAUGGAUCCUGGUUUGUACAUCCCGAGUCCGGCAGAGAGUGGUCCAACUACACAAACUGCGUCGACGUCGUUGACAUGCAGUUCCGUCGACUGGUGAAUGAUCUCUAUAUUGGCGGCUACACCGUGUCCCUCGUAACGCUCAUCGUAUCGCUGUGUGUAUUUUUCAGUUUCAGGACUUUGAAGUGCACCCGCAUCCGCAUCCACAUCAACUUAUUCAUCUCGCUGGCACUGAGCUGCAUCUUUUGGAUCGUCUGGUACAAAUUCGUCGUUGAAGACCCGGAUGUGGCUAAUCGGAAUGGGGGUUUGUGCAUUGGAUUGCACAUUCUGUUAAACUACCUGAUGCUGGUGAACUAUUUUUGGAUGUUCUGCGAAGGUCUUCAUCUACAUUUGGUGCUUGUAAUUGUCUUUAUCAAAGAUGCAAUUGCAAUGCGUUGGUUUCUAGUCGUCGGAUGGAUUGUCCCGAUUUUGCUGGUUUCAGUGUACGUAACCAUAAGGAAGGGUUACACGUCGGACACCGAACACUGCUGGAUGGACGAAAGUCACGCCAUGUGGCUGCUGACGGUGCCGGUUUGCAUUUCGCUCGUUGCCUCGCUGGUGUUCCUCAUCAACGUGGUUCGAGUGCUGCUGACCAAGCUAAACUCCACUUCACCCAAUCCGGCCCCGCAAGGACUGAAGAAAGCUGCCAGGGCGACGCUUAUAUUGAUUCCGCUUUUCGGUCUGCAGCACAUUCUGAUACCGUUCCGUCCGGACAAGGGUUGCGAACUGGAGCGCUACUAUCAGAUCGUGUCGGCCGUGCUGAUAAGUCUGCAGGGAACCGUCGUAUCCUGCCUGUUCUGCUUCGCUAACCACGAUGUGAUUUUUGCUGUGAAGUGCCAACUAAGCCGCUUCUUUCCGGCACUUGUGGAGCAUCCGUAUCGGGAAAGUUUCAACGGUGGCCUGCCGGCGACGACGCAAAGCCGCGACAUGGUGGUAUGACUGUUGGGCUUUCGGCGCGGUACGCGGACAACCGGAAGUCACGAAGUGGUUGGCGAGUGCGUCGAGGGUUUGGUUUAGCGGGUAGAAUCGGAGGUUUACUGCGGUAAUCAGAUGCCCAAAAGAGAUACUUGAAUACAUAGUGUGUAGUUUUGAAGCUUACAUGUCCAGUUUCCUGUUAUGUGUACAAUUAGGUUGUAGGUAUGAGUAAAAGCCAUGCUGUAAUCCUGGUGUAACCAGAACAAAACAGCACAGGCUCGUUAUAUUUUCAUUUCUCAGAAAUAAUAAAUCAUGUAAUUUUAUUUUUUCCAGUAGAACAUGUUAUAUAUCAGCAGAGAAAAAUCGAAAAUGUUGGAAACUAUUUAGCUGAUAGCUGAUAUUGUAUUCUAUAAAAUUCGCAACAUUUCCUAACGAGUUCAUGUGAGCACGAUCCAUAGUUUCUACUCGUUCCAGGUAAUGUAUCUACGAACCAUUGUUUUUGUACGUGUACGAACAAAAAUAAUCCUUUAAAGAAUGUG
This is a messenger RNA of Topomyia yanbarensis, 2532 nucleotides long. It is a transcript of the gene hec, whose product is annotated as calcitonin gene-related peptide type 1 receptor. Lineage: Eukaryota; Metazoa; Arthropoda; Insecta; Diptera; Culicidae. Gene Ontology annotation, molecular function: calcitonin receptor activity. Gene Ontology annotation, cellular component: plasma membrane. Bases 734 to 2017 code for a protein of 427 amino acids. The record is from RefSeq and is a predicted model, not a curated record. The transcript is spliced from 10 exons. Gene Ontology annotation, biological process: adenylate cyclase-modulating G protein-coupled receptor signaling pathway; cell surface receptor signaling pathway.